ACUUCCAGCCGCCGCGGAGCGUCCGGGGCUGCGUUUGGGGUAGAUUUGAACCGCACUGAUAGGGGUUGACGGGUGAUCAGUGUCCGCCGUCGCGGAUGGCCAGGGACCUGAUAGGGCCGGCGCUGCCGCCUGGUUUCAAGGUCCGCGGGACAGCAGAGGACGAGGAGCGGGACCAGAGCCCGGUUGCAGGACCAGCUCUGCCYCCUAAUUAUAAAAGCAGUAGUUCAGAUUCGUCAGACAGUGACGAGGACAGUAGUUCUUUGUCUGAAGAAGGAAAUCAAGAAUCCGAAGAAGAUGACACUGGUCCAACUGCAAGAAAACAGAGGAGAAAUCAGGACGACGAUGAUGAUGAUGGGUUUUUUGGACCAGCCCUUCCUCCUGGAUUUAAAAAGCAGGAUGAUUCUCCUCCCAGGCCUAUAAUAGGUCCUGCAUUGCCACCUGGUUUCAUUAAAUCUGCACAGAAAAGUGACAAAGGCAGAGAUGAUCCAGGACAAAUAUCAUCGAAUUUCAAUUCUGAGGAAACAGAUAGCAGUGAGGAUGAGAAUAUUGUUGGACCAAUGCCUGCAAAAGAACCAGUUAACUAUAGUGUAACAACAGAGUUUGAAAAAAGGGCCCAGAGAAUGAAAGAAAAACUAACCAAAGGAGAUGAUGAUUCAUCUAAACCAAUAACAAGAGAGUCAUGGAUGACUGAACUUCCUCCAGAAAUGAAAGACUUUGGUUUAGGGCCAAGGACCUUUAAGAGAAGAGCUGAUGACAAAUCCGGAGAUCGAUCAAUCUGGACAGAUACUCCAGCUGAUAGGGAAAGGAAAGCUAAGGAAACACAAGAAGCAAGAAAGUCAUCUAGUAAGAAGGAUGAGGAAUAUGUAUUGUCAGGAAGAGAUAAGAGGUUGGCUGAGCAGGUAUCCUCAUACAAUGAGUCAAAAAGAUCAGAAUCUCUUAUGGACAUUCAUCAUAAAAAAUUAAAAAGUAAGGCUGCUGAUGAUAAAAAUAAGCCCCAAGAGAGAAUACCAUUUGACCGUGAUAAGGAUCUCAAGGUUAAUCGGUUUGAUGAAGCUCAGAAAAAAGCCCUAAUAAAGAAAUCUAGAGAACUAAACACCAGAUUUUCACAUGGCAAAGGCAAUAUGUUUUUAUAAGGGGAUUUCCCUGUGCAAUGAAGAAAAGUUGAAGAAUACUCUUUUAUCUGUCUCUUCAUCUUUAGACCUUGGUCUUGGGCUUCUUAAGAUUAGAGAUUACU
This is a messenger RNA of Urocitellus parryii (Arctic ground squirrel), 1234 nucleotides long. It is a transcript of the gene Gpalpp1, whose product is annotated as GPALPP motifs containing 1. Lineage: Eukaryota; Metazoa; Chordata; Mammalia; Rodentia; Sciuridae. The record is from RefSeq and is a predicted model, not a curated record.